Messenger RNA from Phycomyces blakesleeanus NRRL 1555(-), 1743 nucleotides. RefSeq lists its product as hypothetical. Gene Ontology annotation, cellular component: plasma membrane; fungal-type vacuole. Gene Ontology annotation, biological process: oligopeptide transport; transmembrane transport. Gene Ontology annotation, molecular function: tripeptide transmembrane transporter activity; dipeptide transmembrane transporter activity. Lineage: Eukaryota; Fungi; Mucoromycota; Mucoromycetes; Mucorales; Phycomycetaceae. The coding region runs from base 1 to 1743 and encodes 580 amino acids. The transcript has 8 exons. The record is from RefSeq and is a predicted model, not a curated record.
AUGAGUAAAGAAGCCGAGAAUAUCCCGGAUACCAAAGAGGUUAUCCAAGUAUCUACCGAAUCAACAUAUGAUCCCAAUGAAGAGCACGACCCCAAGAUUGGUGUUGGAAUGCGCCAUGUAGCCGAAGGAAUUCCCAUUGCUGCAUGGUUUAUUAUUCUCAACGAAUUCUGUGAAAGAUUUGCUUACUAUGGUGGAUCAGUUCCUUUCCAAAACUAUGUUCAGAACCCUCCUGGUGUUCCAAACUCGCCCGGUAUGCUGGAUCGUGGCCAAUCUGUUGCUACCUCAUUGCAGAACUUCUUUACUUUCUUCUGCUACUUCACCCCAGUUUUGGGAGCUCUGGUUGCUGAUCAAUAUCUCGGUCGUUACCGGACUAUUCUUCUUUUCUCAUGUAUUUACAUGAUUGGUUGGCUUAUUUUGACCGCCACUUCCACACCCGCUGGAAUCGCUCAUGGAAGUGGUUUCCCUGGUUACAUUGUCUCUCUUAUUGUCAUUGGAUUUGGUACUGGAGGAAUCAAGGGUAUUGUUUCCACUCUCUGCGCAGAUCAAUACAGACACACCGAGAAUUAUGUCAAGGAGACCGAAUCCGGAGAACUUGUCUUAGUUGAUUAUGAUUUGAGCAUUCAACAUUUGUACAACUGGUUUUACUGGGCCAUUAACGUAGGAUCCCUCCUUGGUGGUGUUAUUUGCCCUAUUUUGGAACUCAACGUAGGUUUCUGGGCUGCCUACCUGUUGCCUACAUGCAUUUUUGCUCUGGCCAUCAUUGUCUUCAUUUGCGGUGGAAGAUUCUACUACAAGCCUCCCCCAACCAACUCAGUAAUAUCCAGCACAUAUAAAAUCUUCAGAUUUGCCUUCAAACAGGCAGGAAGACCAGAAAACAAAGAGGCCAAGAAGGAGUCCAAGUAUAUCCUUGAUUUUGCAAAGCGUGAUUCGGGUUUGAAAAACGUAGCCGAAUGGUCUUCUGAUAAUUGCAAUGCAGCCACCGGCUGGGACGACAAAUUCGUUGAUGAAUUGAAGGAAACCAUGAUGGCUUGCAAGAUUUUUAUCCCUCUCUCAAUCUAUUGGGUUUGCUACAACAACCUUAGUAACAACUUGAUUUCUCAGUCCGGCCAGAUGUACCGUCCCGAUGGACUUCCGAACGAUAUUAUGAACAACUUUGAUCCAAUUGCUUUAAUUAUCUUUAUUCCCAUUACCGAUAUGUUCUUCUACCCAUUGUUGCGCAAGUAUAAGCUCAACUUCCGUACUCAGCAACGUAUCACUGUUGGAUUCUUCCUCGGCGCUCUUUCUAUGGUCUAUGCUGCUGUUGUACAGCAUUACAUUUAUGUAGACCCUGUUUACCAGGAAACCGGUGUUUCCGCCAUGUCGGUUUUCAUUCAGAUCCCUUGCUAUUUCCUUAUUGCCUUCUCUGAGAUCUUUGCUUCAAUUACCUCAAUGGAGUAUGCCUACACCCAUGCUCCCAAAUCAAUGAAGUCGCUUGUAUCCGCCCUGUCACUGUGGCCCAAUUGUGUUGCUGCCUUGAUCUCUCUUGCCAUCUCUCCUUCAGCCGAGGAUCCUAACAUGGUUUGGGUCUACACUGGUGUUGCCUGUGGUGCAUUUGUGUGUGGUAUCUUGUACUAUAUUGUGUUCAGACACUACGAUGCUAUGGAUGAGGAGACUCGCCUUCGCAAGAUUGCAAACUUCCAAAACUCUACAGAAAAUAGCAACACUGGCUCAAACAAACAAAUGAGCAUCAAUGAGAAGUCUUAG